Drosophila ananassae is the source of this 1697-nucleotide messenger RNA. Its product is annotated as prolyl 4-hydroxylase subunit alpha-1. The record is from RefSeq and is a predicted model, not a curated record. Gene Ontology annotation, biological process: peptidyl-proline hydroxylation to 4-hydroxy-L-proline. Lineage: Eukaryota; Metazoa; Arthropoda; Insecta; Diptera; Drosophilidae. Gene Ontology annotation, cellular component: endoplasmic reticulum. The transcript has 8 exons. The coding region runs from base 41 to 1573 and encodes 510 amino acids. Gene Ontology annotation, molecular function: procollagen-proline 4-dioxygenase activity; protein binding; L-ascorbic acid binding.
CCUAUUUUAGUUUAUCGUGUUUCCUCUUAAAGCUAAAAAUAUGCGGUUUAAACCUACGAUUUAUUUAACAUUACUUAUUUUAACGGAAAUAAAAAUGGAACUCAUUACUGAUCAUGCACUUUCGGUAGUUUACAUGAAAAAUCUAGUAGAUAUGGAGGAUAAUUUCAUCGGCGAGCUAACCAACUAUACAAUAGCUCUAAAGGAAAAAAUAAAUACCAUAGAGAGUUUUCUUAAGGAAGUUCGAAUUAAACGAGAAAUAUCUAAGAAAAAUCCCGAGGAGUUUGUGUCGAAUCCUUUAAAUGGUUAUUCUCUAAUUCGUCGUCUUUACGAGGAUUGGUCCUAUUUCGAGUUGUACUUGCCAAUAGUUGCGGGCGCUAGCCACCUGGAAAAUAUUAAAAAUAAUCUAAACACUAACACCGUCCUAGACAUGGACAUGGAGGAUGCUGCUAUGGGUAUUUCUUCGAUAGAAGUAUACUAUGAUCUGGAAGCCACAGAUAUAGCCAGGGGAUUUUUUAGGGGCAAGCAAUACAAUGGCACUCUUAAUACUAUGGAAUGCCUUGUUAUGGCCAACUACGCUACAAUUAAUGGCCGAGAACAAUCAUCUAUAAAUUGGCAUGAGGCAGCUUUCCAACGGUAUGAACAGGAUGAAAUGGAACACGGUCAAGAAUUGCGGCAAGUUUUCGAUUUUUCGUUACCACAGUUAUUCAAAAAAUAUACAGAUUCCUUGAUGGUUAAAGGAUUUCGAAGAGCCAGUAUAGAUCUUCUUCGAGGAGUUUCCGAUUCCGACGUCAGAUUGUGGCAACUUCAACGCCUGCUUGAGAAACAAAUUAAAGCUUUUGGGGUCGAUGCAACAUAUAUUAAGCCGCCACUUCAGAACUUCCAAAGAAACUGUAUGGACCAAUCAAAAACACCAAAUUCAAAACUAAAAUGUUUCUAUGAACAAAAACGGACAGCCUUUUUGGCAAUUGCUCCUCUUAAAACGGAAAUAUUAAGUCUUGAUCCCUAUAUAGCGAUUUUCCACGAUGUCAUUUAUGAAAAUGAAAUAAGGAGAGUGAAAAAUAUAACACUUUCUUCGUUCAAGGGUCCUUUGAGGUAUUCAAAUCGGGAUGAAUACAACGUCCAAUUUGCCAAAGUCUAUGAAGAUCAGCAAAGUAUGUUGAAUAAACGCAUUGAGGACUUAACAGGAGAUGUUGUGGCUAAGGAGGAUAAGGACUUUGACGUAUACAACUAUGGCAUAGGAGGAAUUUCAUAUUCCCACUUGGAUGUACCCAGUGAAGAAGAUGCAGAGGCUGGCCUAGGAAACUAUCUUACUAGUAUUAUGUUUUUCUUGAGUGAUUUGGAAGAUGGCGGCGCCUUAACGUUUGAUAAUGAGGGUCUUACAGUUCCACCUAAAAAAGGAUGUGCUUUGGUUUGGCGAAAUUUGGAUAAUUUCAUGACUUUCGAUCCGCGGUUAUUCCAUUCGUCCUGUCCUGUUAUAAUGGGCUCCAAGUGGACCCUCGUUAAAUGGUUGCACGAAGUGCCUCAAAUAUUUGCCAGACCAUGCCGGAAUACUUAUCUUGAAUUUAAUGCUUAAAUUGAAUUUGUAUUUUAUUAAGCAGUUUAGUAGUAAAAUAAAGACUUAAAUACUUAAAAAAAACCGUAACAAGCGUAGAAAAUUAUUAAUUGAUUUCUCUUCGGAAUAAAUUCUUUCAAACUUA